This is a messenger RNA of Clarias gariepinus (North African catfish), 2671 nucleotides long. RefSeq names its product lysophosphatidylcholine acyltransferase 2 (gene lpcat2). Gene Ontology annotation, cellular component: endoplasmic reticulum. Lineage: Eukaryota; Metazoa; Chordata; Actinopteri; Siluriformes; Clariidae. Gene Ontology annotation, molecular function: calcium ion binding; 1-acylglycerophosphocholine O-acyltransferase activity. The record is from RefSeq and is a predicted model, not a curated record.
GAGGAUUAAAGGCUUAGAGAACUAUAGGCGGGUCGACGGGAGCCCGACACGGAGCAGUAACACCUGAAAAGGAGGAGGCAGAAGGACAUAAAGGUUGUACAGUAUAGUUGCUGUAUGCAGUGCGAAGCUCCUGUUAUUAAUCAGGAAGUGCAGGGCAGUGACUCUGCGUCUCUUCCUGAACCGUACGGAGACACCGGAGCGCCGGGACAUGGUCACGGUCUGAAGAUGCCUCCCAAAAGAGUAUUUCCCAGGCAGGAGUCGCUCCUGCUCCCAGCCGUGAUCAAUCCCUUCCGCGUGGACAUCAAACUGACCAAAUGCGACAAAAUUAAAUGUUUUCUUUUGGGAAUCAUCGUCGUGCCACUGCGGGUUAUCUUUCUCUUCCUGGUUCUUAUGGCAGCAUGGCUCGUUUCUUCCCUAAUCACGUUCAAGUGUCCUCUCAAAGGAGAGGUGGAACCUUUCACUGGCUGGAGGAGCUUUUUGUCUCAUAGAGUAAUGGCGGUUCUGGGUCGUCUGUGUUUCUUUGCGAUGGGCUUUCGUGUUAUAGUCAAGGGGAAACGGGCGACCAGCAGCGAGGCUCCGAUUCUGGUUGUGGCUCCUCAUUCUUCAUUCUUUGACUCUAUCACAUGCAUUGUAUCAGGCAUGCCAUCUGUAGUAUCCCGCGCUGAGAAUCUACUUGUUCCCAUGUUCGGCCGAUUUCUGCGCUCCCUACAGCCUAUCACUGUUUCACGGGAAGACCCAGACUCGCGCAAAAACACAAUCAUGGCCAUCAACAACCGGGCCAAAUCUGAAGGCCUCUGGCCACAGCUGCUGAUUUUUCCAGAAGGAACAUGCACAAACAGAUCGUGUCUCAUUACUUUUAAGCCUGGUGCUUUCUUACCAGGGGUCCCUGUUCAGCCAGUGCUAAUUAAAUAUCCCAACAAACUGGACACAGUAACAUGGACAUGGCAAGGACCUACAUUCCGAAACCUGGUCGCCCUCACCCUGUGUCAGCUUUAUACGACAGUGCAAAUUGAGUUCCUUCCCCCAUAUAUUCCCAAUGAAAAAGAGAAAAGCGAUCCCAUAAAAUUUGCACAGUCUGUGAGGACACAAAUGGCAGAGGCUCUGGGCGUGCCUGUUACAGAUCACACUUUUGAGGACUGUCGACUGAUGAUCUCAGCAGGCCAGCUGACUCUGCCCAUGGAGGCGGGGCUAGUGGAGUUUACCAAGAUCAGCAGAAAGCUUGAUCUGAAAUGGGAUAACAUGCGGAAGGAGCUGGAGAAUUUUGCUGCCAUUGCCCAGUCUUGUAAAGGAGGUCGAAUCAGGAUUGAGGAGUUUGCCAAUUUUCUCAAGCUUCCCGUCAGUCCUGUGCUUCAGGAGCUUUUUCAUCUUUUUGACAGGAACGGCGAUGGCACUAUUGAUUUUAGAGAAUAUGUCAUCGGUAUGACAGUGUUGUGUCGACCAGCGAACACAGAGGAAGUCAUCCAGACAGCAUUUAAGCUUUUUGACAUAGACGAGGACAACAGCAUCACCGAGUUUACUAGCCUGCUUCGCACCACUCUCGGUGUCUGUGAUCUCGACGUCAACCAACUCUUUGAUGAAAUUGAUAUUGAUGGAUCAGGACAUAUCACAUAUGAUGAGUUUCUCUCUUUUGCUUACACCCACCCCGAGUAUGCUAAACUCUUCACAACAUACAUUGAGUUCCAGCGAUACCAGUGCUUCCUGGGAGAAGGACCCCUCCCGAACCUCAUCUACUCCUCUAUGAAUCCCCUGGGCGAGCAGCAGGAAGACUGCAACUUGGACAAGAAGGAUGACUAAGCACCUUAUAUCAAGAGCAAAGUCAUAUCCAUUACACUGUGAGGCAAUCAGCAAAGCACACUUCUGCUAGAAAUAAUUGUGCUUCUGCAGAAUCCAAAAGAAAAUAUUGCUGUGGAUCAGUACAUUAAGUAUAUGCACAUAUUUUCCCCCCAAAUUUAGAUGACGUUACUGGAUACUGUAGUUAGCAUUCAAACGCUGGUGUGUUUCUGCAAAUAGCUGAUGAUUAUACUGUACCACUGUGACUUUAUUAAUCCAAAGAUACAAAGUUUACAACUUUACAAAAAUUCUUCUUCAAACACUGUAAAAGCCAGCUAUAUACAGAGUCAGCCAAAUAAAAAAAAUGCAUACCCACUUCAACAUGAAACGUAUCCGCCUCUCUUCUGACGAUCACAUGAUAGAAUGUAACUACUGACAUCUUUAGAGGAAACAUAAUAUUACACAUUGCUACCAUAAUUCAAUUUGAGGUUUAGAAGUGAACAGGAAAAUGCUAAUCUUUGCAUUUAAUUUAGAGCAAUGUGACGUUUAGUUUGUCAUUUUUCAGAUUUUUCUCAUAAUUUAUCAGUGGAUAAAAUCAAUCUAAUACUUGAUUUGAUACCAUCCUUUGCAGUUAUCUCCUUUUGAACUCAGCUGUAAAGAUGUAACCCAGUGGUUUCUAAUCUACGUUGCUUUUCCCUUACUUUCCUUUCCUUGGUGUGUAACAAUUGUUUUUAUAUCCAUUUUUUUUAUUUUAUAAAGUUAGCAUUCUGCAUUCUCUCUUAGUCACUUAUACAUUAGUGUGAGCCAAGAAGGGCCAAAUCUCUGUUACUGUUUACAGACUGUUUUUUUUUAUUUUAUUAAGCACUAUUUUAAAUUUACAAUAAAGCUACAUGGAUUCUAA